Populus euphratica (Euphrates poplar) is the source of this 1622-nucleotide messenger RNA. RefSeq names its product inositol-tetrakisphosphate 1-kinase 1-like. The record is from RefSeq and is a predicted model, not a curated record. Gene Ontology annotation, cellular component: cytoplasm. Gene Ontology annotation, molecular function: inositol-1,3,4-trisphosphate 6-kinase activity; magnesium ion binding; inositol-1,3,4-trisphosphate 5-kinase activity. Gene Ontology annotation, biological process: inositol trisphosphate metabolic process. The coding region runs from base 104 to 1183 and encodes 359 amino acids. Lineage: Eukaryota; Viridiplantae; Streptophyta; Magnoliopsida; Malpighiales; Salicaceae. The transcript has a single exon.
UAAGAUUUAAAAACAAAUCCCCAAGAUUUUUAAAAAUCACAUUUCUGAAUUGAAUGCAAUCAAAAUCUUUCAAUUUCAUCCUCGAAAAAGCCAAUCAAUCCCAAUGGCGGACGAUAGGAGAGGCGUUGUUGGCUACGCGCUGUUGCCAAAGAAACAACAAAGCUUCAUCCAAGACUCACUGCUCUCUCUCUGCAGAUCAAAAGGCGUCGAUCUGGUGAAAAUUGAUCAGGACCGUCGAUUAACUGAUCAAGGACCGUUCGAUUGCGUUCUCCACAAAUUGUACGGUGACCAUUGGAGGAACCAACUCGAGGCGUUCCAAAUUCAAAACCCUAAUUCGACUAUAAUCGACUCGCCUGCGUCAAUCGAACGACUCCACAACCGAAUCUCGAUGCUACAAGUCGUUUCGGAGCUAAAGAUCGAGUCGGAAACGGACACAUUCGGCAUUCCGAAACAGAUUGUGAUUUACGAUAAGGAAACGCUUUUCGACCGGCAAUCUUGGGAGUUUUUAAAAUAUCCGGUCAUUGCGAAACCAUUAAUUGCUGAUGGUAGCGCAAAAUCGCAUAAAAUGGCUUUGGUUUUUAACCAUGAGGGUUUAAAUAAACUGAAACCCCCAAUUGUCUUACAAGAGUUUGUUAAUCACGGCGGCGUUAUCUUUAAAGUUUACGUGGUAGGGGAAUUUGUCAAGUGUGUGAAAAGGAAGUCGUUACCGGAUGUUUCCGAGGAGAAACUGAAGAGUUUGGAAGGGUCAUUGUCGUUUUCGCAGGUUUCGAAUUUGACUAGUGAUGAGAGAAAUGGUGACAAGUAUUACAAGUUAAUGGAUUUGGAGGAUACUGAGUUGCCACCACAGAGUUUUAUCACCGAUAUUGCUAGAGGAUUGAGGAGGGGAUUGAAGUUGAAUUUGUUUAAUUUUGAUGUCAUUAGGGAUGCUAGAAUUGGGAAUAGGUACCUUGUGAUUGAUAUUAAUUACUUUCCUGGGUAUGCCAAAAUGCCCGGUUACGAGACUGCUUUGACUGAUUUCUUUUGUGAUUUGGUCGGGAAGAGUUGGAGUGAGGAGAAAGGGAAAGAUCUGAUUGAUAAGCGGCAGCUGGUGUGUAAUUGUGAUGUGGAAGUGAGGAAGAUUGUGAGUAAUACUUGUUGUAGUGAUGGGGAAGAGCAAGAGAAAUCAACCAUUCUUCAAGUUUGAGCCGGGAAGUAGAAUGCUAAAGUAGUGGAUAGCAGUGGGCGAGGCUCGUUUGCAUUCAUUGUGUGGUGGUGGUGAGGAAUGUUCUGGGUUUUUAUGGGCUGGAUGGAGAUGCACAUUUUCUGAUAGGUAGGCGGGAGGAGGGGAGGAGCAGGAGGUAUCAUGGUGGAAUAAAUAGUUUUGUUGCCUCUUCGGUGGUAGUUCUAGCCUCUUGACAACAUUUACAUGGCGUUACAGUGUUGAACAUGUAUAUUCUGUCAACAACUGCUCUGGAGUUGGGUAAUUCUCAAAUACUCUUCAAGUUUUUAGGGAAGUUUAAGUUGUACUUUGAGGCUUUCUAAAUGUUUCCUUUUUUAGAAGUUGUUUUAGUUUAGUGCAAUUUGGCACCUUUGGUAAAUGGAGUUACCUUUUUUGUCAAUGAAAGUUUUAAUCUUACCUUCUU